Messenger RNA from Cylicostephanus goldi, 177 nucleotides. Lineage: Eukaryota; Metazoa; Nematoda; Chromadorea; Rhabditida; Strongylidae. The record is from the annotation of a GenBank genome assembly.
AUGGGGGACGAGUCGGCAUCGAAGGGAGGCUACACCGCUCUGCACUCGCAACGAUAUGGUGGCAAUGGACGAGAUUCCGAUGACCGAGGAGUACUCGUCCACGAGCAGGAAACCUACAGUACACCAGACCACCUAUACGGUGGUUACGGUAGUCGCUAUAGUCAUAGCGAUAGCCAU